AUGUCCCCGUCUCCAUCGCCCCCGCCCAAACCAUCCGCCAUCCGCCUGCCCUCCUACCAGGAGCUCGUUGCGGACUGCAGCCUCGACACACCGCUCCCCCGGCCCCGGGCCGGCCCGCCGGUGCAGCGCUACGCCACGCUCCCGCCACUCAGAGUCCCCCCGCACCCGCUGAGCAAGGCGGACCUCGCGCGGUUCGGCAGCGCCGUGCCCAUCCCCCCGCCCUCGCCGCAGUCGCCGUACGGCUAUCGGCCGAGCCCCGUGUCGGUGUCGGCCCCGACGCCGACGAGCGCGUCCCCGCCCGCGACGGCGUUUCCCGGGCCGCCGCCGCCGCCGCCGAUGGGCGCGCAGUACGAGCCCGAGCUGCGGUUCGCGUACGCCGCGCGUCCCGGACCCGGCGGCGCACGUGCAAAGAAGCAGGCACUUUCAUGCUUCUUUUGUCGCGAACGCAAGAUUGCGUGUGGGCGCCCGGACGACGGGACGAUUGACGGGCGGUGCAAUCAGUGUGCUCGGAGGAACAUUCCAUGCACGUACCCGACCAUCUCCCAUCGCGGGCAGCACUCCCGUCUGAAGAGCGCGGCGCGCAAGGUCGAGCACGCGCACGCCCAGCAGCAGGCCGCGGCGGCCGGGCCGUACUCGCCGAACAGCGCCAGCGCCGGCUCGGACCGCGGCGACAGCGCGUCGCCCGGCGCGGACGCCGACGGCGUGCAGCUCGCGCACCCGCAGUACCGCGGCGGCGGCGGCGGCGCGUCGUGA
Molecule: messenger RNA, 753 nt
Organism: Mycena indigotica
Lineage: Eukaryota; Fungi; Basidiomycota; Agaricomycetes; Agaricales; Mycenaceae
Product: Zn(2)-C6 fungal-type domain-containing protein
Exons: 3
Coding region: 1-753 (250 amino acids)
Biological process (GO): regulation of DNA-templated transcription
Molecular function (GO): DNA-binding transcription factor activity, RNA polymerase II-specific; zinc ion binding
Source: RefSeq, a predicted model, not a curated record